Molecule: messenger RNA, 2257 nt
Organism: Jatropha curcas
Lineage: Eukaryota; Viridiplantae; Streptophyta; Magnoliopsida; Malpighiales; Euphorbiaceae
Product: alpha/beta-Hydrolases superfamily protein
Biological process (GO): lipid catabolic process
Source: RefSeq, a predicted model, not a curated record
UUUUUUUUUUUUUUGGUUCUCCAUUAUUUGCUUACAAAGAUUGAAUUUUCUAGUUCGGGUAAGUGGUGCUGGACUCCAUAUAGCUUCUUCAUCUCUUGUAUAUAAUCUUCAUUCUUCUUCACUUAUCAAAAUUUCCUUUGAUUUCUGUUGUAUAUCGUUUUCUGCAAUUUGCAUUUUCUGCUGUUCGCUUUUUAUAAUAUUUUAAAUCUGUUAAUUUCACGUUGGAAGGGAACGUUGGGUACAAUCCCUACAUUCAGUGUUCACAAUAUUUGUAUUUUGCUUAUCCUUUGACAUCUCGUGGUCUUGGUCAAUAUAUACCUCUCAGUUUGUUCCAUUUUUGCCUAGUUUGAGAUCUCAAUAUAUGUUAAGUAUAUCAUAGAAUUUGUUUCCUGAUGCAUUAGUUUCCAUAUCCAUUUCAGUUAUUGCCUUGCUCUUCAAAUAUAAUAUACUGGAUACUGCUUCUAUUUGUACCACUAUUGUGCAAAUCUUUGCUAUCCAAUUGAAUUUCAAUAUCAGAGGCUAAAGAAAUCAUCUGAAUCAUCCUUGAAAAAUUUCCCCCUUUGGUACUCUGCCAUUCACGAAACAAAUUAUUGCCCAUUGAUCUAUUUUAGGAUAGUGUGGUCAAACUCUAAACAUCAAUGUCAAUCAUAUGUGGCUUACCUCUUCUCGAGUGUGUGUACUGUCUCGCAUGUGCCCGCUGGGCAUGGAAAAGAUGUCUCCAUUCUGCAGGUCAUGAUAGUGAGACCUGGGGCCUUGCAACUGCUGAAGAAUUUGAGCCUGUCCCUCGCCUUUGCCGCUAUAUUCUAGCUGUUUAUGAGGAUGAUCUCCGGAAUCCCCAAUGGGAACCCCCUGGAGGGUAUGGAAUAAACCCAGAUUGGGUAAUUCUCAGAAAAACUUAUGAGGACACUCAUGGAAGGGCUCCUCCCUAUAUAUUGUAUUUAGAUCAUGAUCAUUCCGAUAUAGUUCUUGCAAUUAGGGGACUUAAUUUGGCAAAAGAGAGUGACUAUGCAGUGCUUUUGGAUAAUAGCCUGGGGAAAAAGAAAAUUGAUGGUGGGUAUGUCCAUAAUGGGCUGUUGAAAGCUGCUGGAUGGGUUUUGGAUGCAGAGUGUGAUAUUUUGAACCAGUUGCUAAAGAAGCAUCCAAAUUAUACUUUGACUUUUGCCGGACAUUCCCUUGGAUCUGGUGUAGCUGCAAUGUUGACAUUGGUGGUAGUACUAAACCGGGAUAAAUUGGGAAACAUUGAGAGAAGGAGGGUUAGGUGCUAUGCUAUUGCACCAGCAAGAUGUAUGUCACUAAAUUUGGCAGUCAGAUAUGCAGAUGUUAUUAAUUCUGUUGUGCUGCAGGAUGAUUUCUUACCACGGACGGCCACACCCUUGGAAGACAUUUUCAAGUCACUUUUCUGGUAUGGAUCACUUCUUUUGACUGCAGGUCUCUUUGCUGCUGAUGAGGCAAUCAUCUAUUGCAGUUUGCCAUGCCUACUAUGUCUAAGGUGCAUGCGGGAUACAUGUAUACCUGAGGAGCAUCUGCUCAAAGAUCCGAGGAGGCUGUAUGCACCAGGUCGCCUUUAUCACAUUGUUGAGAGAAAGCCUUGCAGAAUGGGAAGAUUCCCCCCAGUUGUGAGGACAGCAGUGCCAGUGGAUGGGAGGUUUGAGCACAUAGUUCUAUCCUGUAAUGCCACUUCCGACCAUGCCAUUAUUUGGAUAGAGAGAGAGGCCAGGAGGGCUCUGGAUCUAAUGCUAGAGAAAGAUCAAAUCAUGGAGAUCCCAGCAAAGCAGAGGAUGGAGCGGCAGGAGACUUUGGCCCGAGAACAUACAGAGGAGUACAGGGCUGCACUGCAAAGGGCAGUGACACUGUCUGUGCCACAUGCAUAUUCACCUUCUCAGUAUGGAACUUUUGAUGAAACGGAGGAAGGAUCCAAAGGAGAAGAAUCACAAAGAUCGAGUGGGGAAUCUUCAAUCGGUUCUUCCGGGAAAAGCAAGUUGAAAGAGAACUGGAACGAGUUGAUUGAACGGCUUUUUGAGAAGGAUGAAUCGGGUCACAUGGUGUUUAAGAAAUCACAUAUGGAUGAUUAAUCAUGAUGGAGUAGUGUAAGGAUAGUGUGAAACAGAGAAGAAAGAUAAACUUGCGGCAAGAAUUAUAUUCCUUCAUUCAUUUGUACUAUAAUUCUUCUUUUGAUUAGUUUGUGCAUUAGUUAAUGCAAAGGUUAAAAAGAUAAUAAAUACAACUAGUUUAUUUGGUGGAGUAUCAUACCUAAAAA